Molecule: messenger RNA, 3467 nt
Organism: Xyrauchen texanus (razorback sucker)
Lineage: Eukaryota; Metazoa; Chordata; Actinopteri; Cypriniformes; Catostomidae
Product: protein PALS1-like
Exons: 13
Coding region: 1-1944 (647 amino acids)
Biological process (GO): generation of neurons; morphogenesis of an epithelial sheet; establishment or maintenance of epithelial cell apical/basal polarity
Cellular component (GO): plasma membrane; adherens junction
Molecular function (GO): protein binding
Source: RefSeq, a predicted model, not a curated record
AUGUCAUCGUUACACUUAAACGGUCACACGUCAAAUGACUCGGAUAGUGAACGAAUGGGCAAAGCCACAUGUGACCAAACUGAGAUGAAUGUGGAAAGUCAAGACUGUCCAGAGGAACUGAUAAAGAGCGAGGAAGAGGCUUGUGAACACACGCAGGACAGUCUGAACUCGUCACCGUGUCUCAAGAAGCUGGCAGAGAGCUUCAAUGAGGGCACUGAUAAUCCCAUUAUUGAUGGGAUGAAUGCUGUCAAGGAAACCAAGUCAACAUCAGGAGACAAGACAGCAACAGAUUUGGAAGAAUUGCUUGUAUCUCUACAGCAUCUGCAGGAGCGUCUAACUGAUGGUGAAAGUCAAGAGGACAUUCAGUUGCUCAUGGAGCUUCUGCUGCAGAGUGAUUUUCAGCAGGCGUUCAGUAUGCACCGGAGCGUUGCUCUGAGCACGAGACACCUCUGCCCACCGUACCCCCUCACCGCACAUGCUCAACAGAUCAGGGAAGAGGUGGAGAUCGUCCUGCAGAGCAGUAAAGAGACCGAUGCCACAGAACUGGCAGACCUGUUGACUUCACCGCAUGUACGGGCCCUGAUGGAAGCUCAUGACUGUAUUGCCGAGCAGGAGAUUGAUGUUGAUUCUAAUGAAGCGGAGAGCCAGUUUGGGAAGACCACAAAACUGGUGUGUUUGGAGAAAACUCGUCACAUGCCUCUGGGACUCACUGUUCGAAAUGAACAUGACCGUGUGAUCGUCAGUCGGGUGGUCAGUGGUGGAACGGCGGAGAAAAGCAGUCUGCUCAGUGAAGGAGAUGAAAUCCUCGAGAUCAACGGUGUUCCGGUUCGUGGAAAAAGUGUCAAUGACGUUCACGACAUUCUGUCCAGCAUGCACGGGCCUCUCACGUUUCUACUCAUCCCAAACUCCCAAAACAAAAUAUCCCCUCCCACACAGACUGUGAUGCAUGUGAAGGCUAACUUUAACUAUGACCCAUCUGAUGACCGAUAUGUGCCGUGCAGAGAGCUAAGUCUGUCCUUCCAAAAGGGAGACGUCCUUCACGUAAUUAGCCAAGACGACCCUGACUGGUGGCAGGCGUACAGGGACGGAGAUGAAGACCAGAAGCCUCUCGCUGGUCUUAUACCUGGGAAGAGCUUUCAGCAGCAGAGAGAAGCCAUGAAGAAAACCAUUACAGACAGGAAUCAAGAACAAAAAGGGAAACUUUGGUGUGCCAGGAAAAAUAAAAACCAACGAAAAAAACUCUUGUAUAACCCGAAUAAAAAUAUUGACCAUUACAGUGAAGAUGUUCUGACCUAUGAGGAGGUGGCGUUAUACCACCAGCCAUCCAACCGCAAGCGUCCCAUUGCCCUGAUUGGUUCACUGAACAGUGGACAUUAUGAGCUGAAACAGAGACUGCUGUCAUUGGAGCCCGCCCAAUUCGCCAGCGCUGUUCCACACACCACACGAAACCCACGCAUGAACGAGGUGAACGGAAGGGAAUAUCACUUUGUUUCACGGCAGAAGUUUGAAUCUGACUUGAGUGCAGGGAAAUUCAUUGAGUCGGGCGAGUUUGACCAGAAUCUUUACGGAACAAACACAGAUUCUGUUCGGCAGGUCAUCAACGCUGGAAAAAUCUGUGUGCUGUGUCUGCACCCCAGGUCCCUGCAGAUGCUGCGUUCCUCUGAUCUCAAACCUUACGUCAUCUUCAUCAGGCCUCCUUCCCCUCCUCUUCAUCCUCCUCAGGAGCGACGGCCCACCCUGUUGACCAGAGGAGGGAAAAAACACACGCCAGGGGACGGCACACAGAUCUCGGAGAAGGAUCGUGAGAUGGAGCACAGCUACGGUCACUUGUUUGACAUCUUCAUUACAAACAGCGAUCAGGACAAGAGCGUCUUUGAGCUCCUGCGACUUAUUGAUAAACUGGACACUGAACCGCAGUGGGUUCCAUCGGCAUGGGUUUGUUAAAGCUCUCUCACUGACUCAAGAACAGCUUCUAUGGUCGAAAUGGCUUGCUACUACUGUAUACUACUCAAACUAUUUUUUGCAGUAUGCAUAUUUUUUUUAAUAUUUGCUGCAAUUUCUAACACAAUCUCAUUAUUUGACGGGACUGACAAAGGUUAAAACAUUUACAUGCAACAUUAACAUUAAAAUGUAUAACACGCAACAUAGUGAAGUCAUGUGACAUACAUUAUUGCAUACUUUACAGUAUGCACACUAGUAUUCCAUCCAGAACACAUCCAUGAUGGUUUGUGGGGAUUUCCACAAUAGUGUUUUAUUAUAUUUUGUGCUUUUUGUUUUUGAUCUGUAACAUAAAAAAAGCCAUUCUAGAAAUUAUUAUAUAUAGAUUAUCACACAUAACUUUGUGAAUUACUGUUGCAGUUUGUAAAUAAAUGGGUGGAUGAACAUACAUUUAAUCUCAACUUUUCCUCAGAUUUGUCUAGAUGUCGUUUUCUAAUAACUGUAUGACCCUUGGAGAUUGUUCUAGAUCCGACAGCAUUAACUCUGAAUGUUUUCUUUACUGCUGAAUGUAUAAUUUGGCAUAAUACACUUGAUCUAAAACAAGUUUUUCAUUAUAGAGGUUCAAUUAAAAUGUGCAGUAUUUGAGUAAUGUUUGGUAACUGGUUGUGUUCUCCAGGGUGCCCACUCGUCCUGGAAUUUUGCAAUGUAGUUUUCCAGUCAUGGAAAAUUCAUGGAAAAUUGGAAAAAUAACUAAAUGUCCUGGAAAAUGAUUAUUUGUCCUGGAAAAUAUUUUUGGCUAAAACUGUUUGAUUGUGUAAAACACAGUAACGAUCGGAACUUGGAAAUAGGAGUCAAAUACACACAUUUUUAUCAUUUUGUCACUAUGUGUGCAUUGUGAAACAACGACAACAAUUAACUGUCAUGAACAAAUCUCUGUCAUUUCUAUCUGUAUAGCACUGUUCAUCUCUGCUUUGCUAAGACAACAUUGUUCAUGUAUUGCUAUACACCGAUCACCCACAACAUUAAAACCACCUGUCCAAAACAGCGCCAACCCGCAUCUCAGAUUAGCAUUCAGAGAUGAUAUUCUUCAGCACAAUUGUACUGAGUGGUUAUCUGAGUUACCGUAGACUUUAUCAGUUUGAACCAUUCUGGUCAUUCUCUGUUGACCUCUCUCUCAUCAACAAGUUUGACACCAACAAUCAUGCCACUGUCCAAAUCACUGAGAUCAAAUUAUUCCCCAUUCUGAUGGUUGAUGUGAACAUUAACUGAAGCUCCUGACCCGUAUCUGCAUGAUUUUAUGCACUGCACUGCUGCCACACCAUUGGCGGAUUAGAUAAUAGCAUGGGUGAUUUUUUUGUGUCAGACGGGCUGGUUUGAGUAUUUCUGAGAUUUUCACAUGUCUCUAGAAUUUACUCCGAAUGGUGCCAAAAACAAAAAGCAUCCAGUGAGCGGCAGUUCUGUGGACGGAAACGUCUUGUUGAUGAGAGAGGUCAACAGAGAAUGGCCAGACUGUUUCAAACUGAUUAAGU